Mesocricetus auratus (golden hamster) is the source of this 5530-nucleotide messenger RNA. RefSeq names its product intermediate filament family orphan 2 (gene Iffo2). The record is from RefSeq and is a predicted model, not a curated record. The transcript is spliced from 9 exons. NCBI's taxonomy places the organism in Eukaryota, Metazoa, Chordata, Mammalia, Rodentia, Cricetidae. The coding region runs from base 1 to 1539 and encodes 512 amino acids.
AUGGUCAACUCGCUGCUGUUCGGGGAGAUGGCCUUGGCUUUCGGCUGCCCGCCGGGGGGCGGCGGCUGCGCAAGCGGUGGCGGUGGUGGUGGAGCCGGGCCGGGGCCCUCGCCCGUAACGGCGGCACUGCGGGACGAUCUGGGCUCCAACAUCCACCUCCUCAAGGGGCUCAACGUGCGCUUCCGCUGCUUCUUGGCCAAGGUGCACGAGCUGGAGCGGCGCAACCGGCUUCUGGAGAAGCAGCUGGAGCAGCAGCAGAGCGAACGCGAGCGGCGACUGCGCUACAAGACGUUCUCCCGGGAGCAGGCCGUGCAGACUGGGCCCGAACUGCUGCGGCCGCCGGCGGCGGGCGGCGGGCAGGCCCUCGGCGCGGCCACCGGCAUCAACGCCAACGCGGUGGCCCUGGGCGGCCUGCCCCCCGGCGGCGGAUCGCACCCGCAGCACUACGGCCGCUUGCCCGGGACCAUCUGGAGCUACACGCAGGUGCGGCGCACGGGCGGCGGCGGCGUGGAGACAGUGCAGGGCCCCGGCGUGUCGUGGGUGCACCCGGACGGCGUGGGCGUGCAGAUUGACACCAUCACGCCAGAGAUCCGCGCACUCUACAACGUGCUGGCCAAGGUGAAGCGCGAGCGUGACGAGUACAAACGGAGGUGGGAGGAAGAGCUGGCCAAGCGCAUGAACCUUCAGACCAUGGUGGACACACUGCAGGAGGCAGCUCAAGAAGCCGAGGCUAUCCAGGAGGAGAUGAACGAGAAGAUUGAACGGCUCAAGGCCGAGCUGGUGGUGUUCAAAGGGCUCAUGAGUGACCCCAUGACAGACCUGGACACAAAGAUCCAAGAAAAGGCUAUGAAGGUGGACAUGGACAUUUGCCGCCGAAUCGAUAUCACGGCUAAGCUGUGCGACGUCGCACAGCAGCGGAACUCGGAAGACGUGUCCAAGAUCUUCCAGGUGGUCCCUAAGAAAAAAGAUCGUAAGGUGGCUUCGGAUGAUGACAUCUCCGAGCAGGAUGGUGAGGUGAAUCGGUUCUCAGAUGAGGAGGUCGGAUCCAUGAACAUCACAGAUGAGAUGAAGCGCAUGUUUAACCAGCUGCGGGAGACCUUUGAUUUUGAUGACGACUGUGACAGCCUGACCUGGGAAGAGAAUGAAGACACUUUGCUGCUGUGGGAGGAUUUUACCAACUGUAACCCGACCAUUGACCUGCAGGGCGAGCAAGAAGAAAACUUGGGCAAUUUGAUCCAUGAGACUGAAUCCUUCUUCAAGACGAGAGACAAGGAGUACCAGGAGACGAUAGGCCAGAUCGAGCUGGAGCUGGCCACAGCCAAGAGUGACAUGAACCGACAUCUGCAUGAGUAUAUGGAGAUGUGCAGCAUGAAGCGAGGCCUGGAUGUGCAGAUGGAGACCUGCCGCCGGCUCAUCAAAGGCUCCGCAGACAGGAAUUCACCGUCCCCCAGCUCUGUGGCCAGCAGCGACUCAGGAAGUACAGAUGAGAUCCAGGAUGACCUGGAACGAGAGGCAGAUGUGGAGCCCAUGGUCAGCUGAUAAUGGAGGCCCCGUGCGACUGGUGGUCUUGGUGAUGGGGUCCAGACUCUUCUCCUCACCGAGCCAAGAGGGCUCCUCGCCACACAGACUUCUGUCCUCCCUUCUCCGGAGGCCCAGAGGGACCGCUGCUUCCUUCCUUCCUCCACCCCCCACCCCACCCCCACGGAAUGGUGCUGUCGAUUUUCUAUCGUUCUCCACAUCACAAACGCAGACUUCUGUGCAACGAUGCAGUGCAACUGUGCCUUCUCCCUUAAGCUGAGCCACUUUGAGCUCCAAAGAAUUCUUCCUAGCAGGUGUUUUUAUACAAAACUCUACGGUGAGGGCGGGGCCUGGGCUGUGGUGUCUUUUGGUUUUCUCCCUCUCACCUGCUCCCCUGAUUGGCUAUGAGCUUUGCCCUCCCUCCCUCCCUCUCUCCCUCUGUGUGAGGUCAGUGGCCACUUGGGGAAAUCUGCCUUCCAGAGGAAAGAGGCUGUUAAUCUCCAGACCUGGGUGAGCUCUCCCUAAUGUUUCUCACCCACUGAAAGACAGGUGGAUGGAGUGGUGGGAGGGAGGGAAGACCCUUUUUUUUUUAGAUCAGGUGGCAAUGUGUUGAGGCAAGGCACUGUGGGGGAAGGUAGAGCCUCACUGUUUAAACUAUGCAAAAACAAAAACAAAAAACAAAAAGCAGCUUGCCUUAUAUCAGUGGGGAAGGCAGGUCCUCUCUCAGACUCCUGGAAACUGGGAGGGAGGCCAAGUUUAGCCUGAGACCCUUGUAGCCUGUGAAGGUGAGCAGUGGAUUUGGAGGUGGCCCCAUUCAGAUCCCAGUGAGGCCUGCGUUCUGUAAGCUGGCCCACUGGACUGUUGGCUUUCUUGGGGACCUCUGUGGGGUGGGGUGGGGUGGGUGGGGUGGUGGUCUUUUAUUGUCCUGAUGACUUGAUGUUCUUUCCUGCCUCUCCAGCCACCUGCCAGGUUCCACAGUUGUAAUUUCUCUGUGAGAAAGUAUGAACAGGCCAGGCCACUGGUACCCACUCCGGCUGCCAUGGUGCCAUCUUGGUCCUCCAUUGUCCCUCUGGCUAGAAAAAAAGCCUGGUGAGGGAAGAGGAGGGAGGUGGUAAGGCUCCUGGCAGGCUGGUGGUAGCAGGUGCAGAAGCCCCAAGUGAGGACCGUCCUUAUUCUAGGCUUUUCCAGACCCACUUGGUUAGACUCUUGAGGAGUCACUCUGAGCCAGUGUUUCCCCAAGACGCCAAUGGGCCUGAGUUAAGGGGCCAUAAAAUAGACCAUCCAUCUAGUCUCAGCUAGGAUCUCACCUAGCAAUCAGGUUUUAUUUUUAUUUUAUUUGUUCUUAUUUUUGUGUCCACUCUAGAGGUUUUGAUGGCCUAUGUUGUUUUUGUUGACCCAGAAGCUCCCUCUGGAGGGCAAAGGAACAAAAUGUACCCAGGGACCAGAACCCAUGGGCCCUCUGAGGCCUGUGUGUUAAAGGGUGGGGGACUCUGGGCUGGAGCCGUGGUGGUACCCUGAUUCUCUCCUGAAUCCUUGUAUCUCUCUCUGAGUGGCCCCAUCUGUUUUUGCAUGUAGAACCGGUGUGUAUAAUAGGCGAAUGUAUGUGUAGAGAAGAGAGAGAAUGUAUUUUUGGCUAUUUCUUUAUAUAAUUUAUCAUAAUUUGGUGACUUUUCUCAUGUGUGUUUUCCAUGAUGGGGUGGGGCACAUCCCACUGGUUGCCGUGUAGCCUGGCUGCAAAGGUUCGCUCAUCAUCUCUUAGUGACCAGCCAGUCCCUACUGGCAGGCACUUGGAGGGACAGUGGUUUGGAAGUGACACAGCCCCUUCCCUCACCCCCUUUCCCACCAGCCAUUCUUUAAGGGUUACAGGGUUCAUUCGCUUCUGGUUAUUAUUAUUGUGUUACUGAUAUUAUGUUUUGUUUUUAUUUUAACCAAAGGGUAUCAGAGCCAGAUGGGCCUGGACCUUAGCUGCUGUAAAAAAUUUCCGUUUCCAUGAGGGCAGGAAGGUGGCUGCCCCCAUGGGUCUCCUCGGCUGAGGCCGAGGAAGGUGUCCAUCCAAUGGUGGAGGCUACGAUUCGGGCAGGCAGAGUAGAAGCUGCCCUGGCUGUUCUUCAAGGUGGUGGUGUGGUGACACAUAUCUCUAGAGUUAAGACAGUAAGCUACAGUGUAAACAUUCGGGGUGACGAUGGUUACCCUGGAAGGUGGUGUUAUUUUUUGCUUUCCCAACUGUAUACAUAGGUCAUUUGUCUAGGCGUAUGAGAAGGGCAGGCUCCAGCAUAUUCCUCCCUGCUGACUUUCAGGGUCUGCCUUCCCCUGGGGAGUGAGGCUCUGAGGCAGGAGGAUGAUGGGAGAGGAACAAGGGAGUGGCGGGCAUGCCUCCUGGGCUGGUUCUGGGGUCUGGGCCUGGCCUCCUCUCUCUCUUUUUUUUUCAGUUUGUUGCCAGUGCUUGUCCCUCACUGUGAACCCACAGCUUGCCAAGAGAGACCCCACCGCUCACUGGGGCAGUGCCUGCCCAGUCUGGACGAACUUGUCCGUCCUUGUAAACAUGUACAUACUUCCCUUUGAGUUUUCUAUGUCUGAGCCUGGUGUCAUAUUGACACUGGUGUCUCAGGGCUUCUCAGUGGACUCUCCGUGUGGCCCUUGGUCAUGCUCCUAGUUUGGGGACCACAUACACAGGCAUAGCAGGGAGUCAGCAGCAUCCUUUCAGGUCCCUGGUUGGUCGUGUGAUACACACACACACACACACACACACACACGCGCGCGCGCGCGCGCGCUCAUGCACACACUCACGCACACUCCUCUAAGACUCCAAAGGAGAAUGACUGGGAAGCAGUCUGUCUCCCUGUGGCAGUGUGUCUGGAAGGUCUGUCCACUUUGGACUCUGCUCUGGGGGUGGAGCUCAGAUGACCUAUGGAGAAUCAAACCACUUUGAUUUGGGGCGGGAGAGGGGGCGGGCUGAGGGAUAACUUAAGCUAAAGGUAUUCUAUUUAUAAAGCAAGAGACUCUAUUUUUAUGAAAGGAAAGGGUUUUUUUUAAUGUAGGGUAGGCAGUCGUGGUGGCCCAGCAUUUUGCUGUGGAUGAGACACCACCAUGUUUGUUGACUUGGGGUGUGUAGCAAUCAGUGCCCCUUCCCUCACCUUGCCUUCCGUCUCCGUCUUCACUGCACACAGCUGGGGCAGAAGUGGCUUCCUUCUUUCCUCAGCCCUCAGCUCCUCGGAAGUCUUGGAAGAGAGCUGGGGCGGGGGAUGGGGGGAGCAGGCAAGUGGACUGCAUGAAACCGAGGUGGGGGAGGGGAGGCUUCAGAGGUAGGUUCUAAUUAGUUUGCCCAGCUCCCCUCUGUCCCCACUCAGUUGUGUGGAGGCAGAGUUGGGAAACACUGUGGGCUUGGGGACACAGGACUUCUUCCGGGCCUGGGCUUUACUGUGUCUGAAGUUGCCCUGCAGCUGGAGUAGGCACAGAAGGGACCCAGGAUGCUCAGAGCUCAGCCGAGGCUGUGUGUACUCCAGGCCAAGGUUCAGCUUUGUUCCCCGGAUGAAGUAGCAGGGCUCUGAGGAUUGCCUCAGACCUGGGUCCUCCCUGUGGGACCCUAAACUUGGCUUUUGAAGGGUAACUACCUACAGGGAGGUGUGGGUAGGGAUCUGAGCAAAGCCAUUUGCUCUCUCUGGGAGGGGAUUUUCCUUGAGUGAAGAUUUCCAGGCUCAGAGUGGGCUUCACAUAAGUCUUAGGCCAACCCCUCACUUUUCCCGCUCCCUCCCAAGCUCUCAAGGAACUGUGGUGAACUCCUCACAAAGCCCCCUUACGCACAGUGUAGCAUCCACCUGGUUUUUAGUCCUACCUACCCCACGGUUGCUGUGUCUGUCAGUUGAGUCUAAAAAUCACCGGGAGGGGUUUGUACUCAACGGAAAGACUACUGACCCUACCAGAAAACCAACCUGUUUACUGUACUGUUGUAAAUACCGUGCCCUUUAUAUCCUGUAUAUUGGCUUCUUUUAAAUAAAGUAAAAAUGUCUUAGAA